CUUGACUCUCACUCGUUACUUUUAAAACAUUGUGAACAUUGCAACAAUUAAUUAAUACGCAACGCUUGCUAAAAAGAAAAUUGUGCAGCUCUUUUACUUAGCUGCGCCUACGCAACUGUAUUGUAAUACUUAAACAAAAUUAAAGUAAGCGUAGAUAUAAAAAUGUCCAAUAGCAAUACGGACACCGGAGACACGACUGUUCUGGCGACAACAAACUUGUCGACGGUACAGGAUUAUAACCCAAUUUCCAAUGAAGGGGAGCCCGUUGAGCCUAGAGAAUCGCUGAUAACCACAGCAGUGAGCUUUUUACAAAACACCAAAGUACGCCACACUACACUUAUCCAAAAGCAGCAGUUUCUGCGGUCCAAAGGUCUAACUUCACAUGAAAUACAACUAGCCUGUGAGCGUGCAGGCGUCUUUAGUCAUGAUCCAAAUACCAUUAUCAACAUUGGAUCACAACUGGCAGUGCAGCAUCAGCAAACCGCUUUCGGCAGAUUGCGUGAGCUGCUCUACACAACAACGCUUCUCAGCGGUGUAGUCUAUGCAGUUUAUCUAUUUUGGCGGAAAUACAUUGCGCCCUUUCUCUUUGGAACACCCAAGAAGAAAAGCGUUGAUAAGGCUUUAGAGGAUAUUGACAAAAAGGUGGAGACGAGCACGCAGGCUCUGAAUGCAGAAAUAUCAGCCGUAAAGGAUUUGAUUACAGUACAGCAAAAGGAGCAGGCGCAGCAAAUGAAUCGAGAGUUUAGCAACUUUCGUAGUGAUUUGGAUGCCAUCAAAGGCUUAUUGUUGAAUCGUAAACAGUUCGCAUCGCCCGUAGCCCCUUCUACCGUGCCCUCCAUUCCAGCCUGGCAAUUGGCUAGCUCCCCACAUCGCCAUCGCCACAGCCACACUAGUCAGUCAGAUGAUAAUGACAAAGCCGACGAUGCCGGUUCCGGCUCAGGCUCCUCUGAGACCGAGGUAGUGACUAAGAACAGUGACUCUAGCUUAGAAAUUAUGUAAGAAGCGAAAAAGGCUAUAAAAUAAGCACCAAAGUGCAUGCAUUUUGUCAAACGAAGUCAAUAAUUGUACAUCCGAUGAAUAUUAUGGAUUUUGUUCACUUCAUAAAAUUUCAUAUCCGCACAGUAGCUACCAAAACUUAAUGUAUACACACAUUAUAGUAUGUAUACACACAAAUAUACAUGAAUGUAUGUAUAAUAAACAUAAAAAACUAAGCAAUUAAA
This is a messenger RNA of Drosophila busckii, 1220 nucleotides long. RefSeq names its product peroxisomal membrane protein PEX14 (gene Pex14). The transcript is spliced from 3 exons. Gene Ontology annotation, biological process: protein import into peroxisome matrix, docking. Gene Ontology annotation, molecular function: signaling receptor binding. NCBI's taxonomy places the organism in Eukaryota, Metazoa, Arthropoda, Insecta, Diptera, Drosophilidae. The record is from RefSeq and is a predicted model, not a curated record. The coding region runs from base 163 to 999 and encodes 278 amino acids. Gene Ontology annotation, cellular component: peroxisomal importomer complex; peroxisomal membrane.